AUGCCGACGGCGAUCGAGAAGGUCCUCGGGGUGUCCACUGCGGUGCUGCGAGGUGCCCGCAGCGGCAAGAAAGCUUACUCGAGGAGCUGCCUGCCCACCUCACGCACACCUGCACUCAAAAACGAGCUCUCGCCUCGCAGUCACUGGGGCUUCGAGCGCGCCAUGCGCAACGACACUGCUUCGCGCUCUCAUCGGCGGGUAUUCUGUAUUCACAUCCGCUCCUUCAAUAGCCCAUCAGGGCUGCACUAUGUAGGAGUAAGUAAACAAAGUUUGCAUUUCGUGUGUGUGCAGAGAGACACAGUGGAUCCCUCAUCCUUGGCAUCCCUGCCUUCCCUCGGCAUUCGAGACAUCCCGGCAGCCGCGAGGGAGUACAGCCUGGCUGUGGUGGCACUUCCGAAAGAUCCCGAGCAGGCACAGGAUGCCGUGCAGGCAUUCCAGGACGAAGUGUCAGGUGAGCCACAGCUGCAGCUCAACGUGGAGUACCGCGUGGGUGGCCAGGAGUUUGUCACGCUGCUCACCCCGUCGGGCACCGACAUUGGCAAGACCCUGCUGCAGGAGGGCUGGGUGUUGCUGGAGGAGCGCCGUGACCGGCACCUCCAGGAGUUGCUUCAGGACUACGUGGCCGCCAGGGACUCGGCUAAGGCCAAGCGGCUGAACCUCUGGUGCUACGGCGACGUAACGGAGGACGACUCCAAGGAGUUUGGCUGGGGCCGUUGAGGAGGACCUGUCGCCGCAAAGUCAACUUCUGCCUCGCACACCUGUGGUGUGGGGGAGGAGGGGGUUCGGGUUGUUGCCGGUGGUGGAGGAGGAGCGGCUCUUCGCCCGUUGUCAAGGAGGCCCGCGGAGGCGGGGCGCUCCGGCUGAAGCACGGGGGAGAGCAGAGUUGCAGCCUCCUCCCCUCAUUUUAUUGUGAAGACUCUCUUUUGAAGAACACUGGCCUACAAAGGGGGGGAGGUGCAUUGCUCGUCAUCGACAUGUGUUGUCUGUGUCUCUCUCUUUUCUCUCUUAUUUUUUUUUUCCUGCCGCGUCACUGAAAUGUCGGGCAGCGCUCUUGUGCCCCAUUUCAAUGGCUGUGGUGAGGCACGGGUCGGGACCCUGUGCAGGUAGUACCAGUAGUAAUUGCCCCCUUGUACAGAGAGCUUGGGAAUGUAAAGCACAGAACUCAUGCCACCCGUAGCAGUCACACUCGCUCUCACUCUUUACACGUAGGGAGGAAAGGCUUGCAGAUGAUGUAAUCAAUGUUGUGUUACUGCACUGUUAAGUUAUGUCCGGGUCCUGGCUGGCAUCAAAACAUUGUCAACGUGACGUGUACAACAGCAUCCUCUGCGGGUCUCGGCUGUACCAGCCGGCAUCGCUCGACAGUGUGCAGUUUUGCCUAAUAUACAUAAAGUCUCAAACGACGCUGCCAAGUGGCAGUGAAUUAUCAACAUUAGCGAUUGUCCGUGCUGGCUUUGUUUGCCUGUGGGCUUGCUCCUUGAACCAUCUACAAAGCGACUGUUGGGGUGCAAGUCUUCGCGUAGUAGUUUGGUGAAAAGGCAUGGCUCCUAUUGCUGUGUUUCAGCGUGCUUUGUAAAGGUUUGACCCAUAUAUUGUGGUCUCUGCAACGAAACAGUGUCUUCUGACAUUAAAAGAAACGGCUUCUCCGUUUAUGGUACAGAUGGCCUAAUUUGGCGAUGCCUGUGUCUUCUCAUAGAUUCUCUUUUUUGUAUUGUUGUUCUCGCAUACAGUGGUUACUUAUACAUGACAGUAAAAUAUUGCCCCCUCUUUUUCUUUUUUUUUAAUAAAGGAGUUGACUUUGA
Messenger RNA from Rhipicephalus sanguineus (brown dog tick), 1799 nucleotides. RefSeq names its product staphylococcal nuclease domain-containing protein 1-like. The transcript has 5 exons. Gene Ontology annotation, molecular function: RNA binding; nuclease activity. The coding region runs from base 1 to 717 and encodes 238 amino acids. Gene Ontology annotation, biological process: mRNA catabolic process. The record is from RefSeq and is a predicted model, not a curated record. NCBI's taxonomy places the organism in Eukaryota, Metazoa, Arthropoda, Arachnida, Ixodida, Ixodidae. Gene Ontology annotation, cellular component: cytosol; nucleus.